This is a messenger RNA of Phyllostomus hastatus (greater spear-nosed bat), 5659 nucleotides long. It is a transcript of the gene GPATCH8, whose product is annotated as G-patch domain containing 8. Bases 345 to 4637 code for a protein of 1430 amino acids. Gene Ontology annotation, cellular component: nucleus. The record is from RefSeq and is a predicted model, not a curated record. The transcript is spliced from 11 exons. Lineage: Eukaryota; Metazoa; Chordata; Mammalia; Chiroptera; Phyllostomidae. Gene Ontology annotation, molecular function: nucleic acid binding.
GAAGGCGGCAAAAUGGCGGACCGCUUCUCCCGCUUCAACGAGGACCGAGACUUUCAGGGUAAUCACUUUGAUCAGUAUGAAGAAGGACAUUUGGAAAUUGAACAAGCAUCACUUGACAAGCCUAUUGAAUCGCAGUUGGCCCAUAUUAGAUAAGCAGCCAUGAUCUGCCCAGUUUUUAAAGCCAGGAUAAUAUUGGACAUCGCUUACUCCAGAAACAUGGGUGGAAGCUGGGCCAGGGAUUGGGAAAAUCUCUUCAGGCAUUAUGACCCUGGACUUGUUGUGGUGAUGGUAAACUUAGCAGUGGGAGAACUGACCCCAUUCCGAUUGUUGUCAAGUAUGACGUCAUGGGCAUGGGUCGCAUGGAAAUGGAGCUCGAUUAUGCUGAAGAUGCUACCGAACGGCGCCGUGUCCUAGAAGUGGAAAAAGAAGACACGGAGGAGUUGAGACAGAAGUACAAGGAUUAUGUUGAUAAAGAGAAGGCAAUUGCCAAAGCACUGGAAGACCUCAGAGCCAACUUUUACUGCGAACUCUGCGAUAAGCAGUAUCAGAAACAUCAGGAAUUUGACAACCAUAUCAACUCCUAUGAUCACGCGCACAAGCAGAGAUUGAAAGAUCUCAAGCAGAGAGAGUUUGCUCGAAAUGUUUCUUCAAGAUCCCGCAAGGAUGAGAAGAAGCAGGAAAAAGCUCUCCGGCGCCUCCAUGAGUUGGCAGAGCAAAGAAAACAAGCUGAAUGCGCGCCUGGAAGUGGUCCUAUGUUCAGGCCAACCACGGUGGCUGUAGAUGAAGAAGGUGGAGACGAUGAUAAAGAUGAAUCAGUAAUGAACAGCGGCGUCAGUGCCGCUGCCGCUUGUGGCCCGGGAUCUGAAUUCCCCGCGGAUAAAGGAGGCCCUUUCACUGCGGUGCAGGUCGCUAAUACCACUGGACCGGCACAGGCUCCUGGGUUAGUCUCCCAGGGCGUCAGCUUUGGCAUUAAGAAUAAUCUGGGUACUCCGUUGCAAAAAUUGGGAGUGUCAUUUUCUUUUGCCAAGAAGGCUCCUGUCAAACUCGAAUCAAUAGCAUCCGUUUUCAAGGACCUCGCGGAGGAAGGGCCCUCUGAAGAUGGAACAAAAGCUGACGAGAAGGGUUCUGACCAGGUCCUACAGAAGGUGGGAGACUCGGAUGGUGGUGGCAAUCUCGAUGGUAAAAAAGAGGACGAAGACCCUCAGGAUGGAGGGUCCCUUGCUUCCACUUUAUCUAAGCUAAAAAGAAUGAAGCGAGAGGAAGGGGCUGGGGCCACAGAGCCAGAGUAUUAUCACUACAUCCCCCCAGCACACUGCAAAGUGAAACCCAAUUUUCCCUUCCUCCUCUUUAUGAGAGCCAGUGAACAAAUGGAAGGUGAUAACAGUACUCACCCAAAGAAUGCCUUGGAGAGCAAAAAAAGCAAUUCUCCCAAGCCUAAAGGCUUCAUCAAGGUGGCCGCGAGCCAAGGAGCAGAAAAGCCAGUUAGUGAAGUCUCCCCGCAGCAGACAGAAACUGGUGUGGCCGAGCCCUCAGAACCUGGAAGCAAAGCUGAAACAAAGAAGGCCUCAGGGGGGGAUGUAAGUGAGCAGAGUUCAGAGAGUCAGAGUCAGAAGGCUUCAGAGACCCAGAUGUGUGAGUCCAACCCUUGUAAAGAAACCUCCCAGGCCGCCUCAGCAGGGAAAGAAAGCCAUGAGGGACCCAAACAUCCUACUGGUCCCUUCUUUCCAGUUCUGAGCAAAGAUGAAAGCACCGCCCUCCAGUGGCCAUCGGAACUAUUAAUUUUCACCAAGGCAGAACCCUCCAUUUCGUACAGUUGUAACCCUUUAUACUUUGACUUUAAACUUUCAAGGAACAAAGAUGCCAGAGCUAAAGGGACAGAAAAACCAAAAGACCCAGGAGGUUCCUCCAAGGACCAUCCCCAAGGCCUUGACCCUGGUGAGCCAAAUAAAAGCAAGGAAGGAGGAGAAAACAUAGAACAUUCCUCAGGAGACAGAGUGGAUGCGCCUGCUUCAGGGUCUGGCUGUGUCAGCCAGAAUAAAGCGGAGCCGGGUGGCAGCCACGGCUCGGAAACAGAAGACACCGGGAGGAGCCUUCCUAGCAAGAAGGAGCGCUCUGGCAAGUCCCACCGACACAAAAAGAAAAAGAAGCACAAAAAAUCCAACAAACACAAACGGAAACACAAGGCCGAUCCGGAAGAGAAAAGCUCUAAGGCUGAGUCUGGGGAGAAGUCUAAGAAGCGCAAGAAACGGAAACGGAAGAAGAAUAAGUCAGCCCAGGCAGAUUCCGAACGGGGACCCAAACCGGAGCCCCCUGGGAGCGGGAGCCCCGCGCCGCCGAGGAGGCGGCGGCGAGCCCCCGACGAUUCCCAGCGGAGGUCCCUCCCGGGCGAGGAGGGGAGCAGUGGCAAGAAAGACGAGGGCGGCGGCGGCGGCGGCGGCAGCGGCGGCGGGAGCGCCCAGGAUCACGGUGGGAGGAAACACAAGGGCGAACCCCCGGCGUCGUCCUGCCAGCGGAGAGCUGGCACCAAACGGGCCAGCCGGUCCAGUCACCGGAGCCGACCCAGCAGCGGAGAUGAGGACAGUGACGGUGUUUCGUCACGCCGGCCGCACCAGAAGUCUCCGUCCCAGUACAGUGAGGAGGAAGAGGAGGAGGAAGACUCGGGCAGCGAGCACUCCCAUAGCCGCUCACGAUCCGACCGGCAUCAUUCCUCACGCCGGUCCUCUCGGCGCUCCUACUCGAGCAGCUCAGACGCGUCCUCAGACCAGAGCUGCUACAGCAGACAGCACAGUUACUCCGACGACAGCUACAGUGACUACAGUGACCGCUCGCGAAGGCACUCGAAGCGCUCCCAUGACUCUGACGACUCAGACUACACCAACUCCAAGCACCGGUCCAAACGGCACAAAUACUCCUCUUCCGAUGACGACUACAGCCUCAGCUGCAGCCAGUCCCGGAGCCGGUCCCGGAGCCACACCAGAGAGCGCUCCCGGUCCCGAGGCCGCAGCCGCAGCAGCAGUUGCAGCCGCAGCCGGAGCAAACGGAGGAGCCGCAGCACCACGGCCCACAGCUGGCAGCGGAGCCGGAGCUACAGCCGCGACCGCAGCCGCAGCACCAGAAGCCCUUCCCAGAGGUCAGGCUCCAGGAAGGGAUCGUGGGGUCACGAGAGCCCCGAGGAGAGGCGUUCUGGUCGUCGAGACUUCAUUCGCUCCAAAAUCUACCGCUCCCAGUCUCCUCAUUACUUUCGGUCAGGCCGGGGGGAGGGUCCUGAGAAGAAGGAAGAUGGCAGAGGAGGUGACGGUAAAGGAACGGGCCCGCCGUCUCAAAACAGCAGUGUCGGUGCAGGAAGGGGGUCAGAGGGUGACUGCAGCCCUGAAGAUAAGAACUCCCUUACGGCCAAACUGCUACUGGAGAAGAUCCAGUCCAGGAAAGUGGAUAGGAAACCCAGUAUGAAUGAGGAGGUGCUGGCCACCCCUAAUAAAGCUGGUCUCAAGCUUAAGGACCCCCCACAAGGGUACUUUGGGCCCAAGCUCCCUCCCUCUCUUGGCAAUAAGCCUGUCCUUCCACUGAUAGGGAAGCUCCCGGCCACUCGAAAGCCCAACACUAAGAAAUGUGAAGAGUCUGGCUUAGAAAGGGGAGAAGAGCAAGAACAGUCAGAGACAGAAGAAGGGCCUCCGGGGAACAGUGAUGCCCCCUUUGGACAUCAGUUCCCCCCAGAGGAAGCAGCUGGCCCCUUAUCAGAACCCCCUCCAGAAGAGCCAAAGUCUGAAGAAGGUACUGCUGAUCAUCCUGUGGCUCCACUAGGCACCCCAGUGCACUCUGAUUGCUAUUCUGGGGACCCAGCCAUGUCCCAUAACUACCUCCCUGACCCCAGUGACGGGGACACCCUAGAGUCCCUGGAUAGUGGCAGUCAACCAGGCCCUGUGGAAUCUACCUUGCUGCCCAUGGUGCCAGAACUUGAGCACUUCCCCAGUUACGCGCCUCCCAGUGGGGAGCCUAGUAUUGAGUCAGCGGAUGGGGCUGAGGACGCCUCCCUGGCCCCGCUGGAGAGCCAGCCCAUCACCUUCACCCCUGAGGAGAUGGAGAAGUACAGCAAGCUCCAGCAGGCCGCGCAGCAGCACAUCCAGCAGCAGCUUCUGGCCAAGCAAGUGAAGGCCUUUCCAGCUUCUGCUGCCCUGGCCCCAGCCACUCCAGCCCUGCAGCCCAUCCAUAUUCAGCAGCCGGCCACAGCCUCCGCCACCUCCAUCACAACUGUCCAGCACGCUAUCCUACAACAUCAUGCCGCAGCAGCUGCCGCCGCCAUUGGCAUUCAUCCCCACCCUCAUCCCCAGCCACUUGCGCAAGUCCAUCAUAUCCCCCAGCCGCACUUGACCCCCAUUUCUUUGUCCCACCUCACCCACUCAAUCAUCCCUGGCCACCCUGCCACCUUUCUCGCUAGCCAUCCCAUCCACAUCAUUCCUGCCUCAGCCAUUCAUCCCGGACCCUUCACCUUCCACCCUGUCCCACACGCCGCCCUCUACCCCACCCUCCUUGCCCCCCGGCCUGCUGCAGCAGCUGCUACUGCUCUCCACCUUCACCCACUACUGCACCCCAUCUUCUCAGGUCAAGACCUGCAGCACCCUCCCAGCCAUGGCACAUGAGUUGGGGGGUGAGAGCCCAGGUAGGACCAGGGAGAGUGGCCCGUAAGUCUUCCCUUGGGGUUGUCGAGCCAUUCAUGCCAGCAAGCAGAAGCUGGGACGGGCAGUGUCUGGUAGCCAAAGAGUCGAGUUUUGGCUUGCAGGGCUGGUUUUAGAUUUGAGGUUUGCUUUGGGUUCACUAUCAGGGAUUUGUUUUCCCCUCUGUCCCUCCUGUGUUUCUGAGCUAGGGAGCCCCAGUCAGUACUGCGCACCCCUCUGCAGCAACAUCUCCAAACCGUCGGGUUUAGAUGCGCCCCUCCUCCCUCUCCUUUUUAACCUCUGCUCUUCCCUUCUAUAAGUUUUAAACCGUUUUCCUCCUCUCUGGCCAGCGGGUUGUCCUUCUGAUCCCGCCUUUCCGUUCUCUUUGACCGCCCCUUGGUGACUUUGUGUUAUCCGGGUGAGUUGGAAAGGGAGUCUGACCUGGAAUCAGAUGCGACUCGGGCUGUUCCUCCACCCACUCCCCACAUAGAGAGCCACACGUUUGGCACUGUUGUCCUCCUGCCCCUCGCUCCCGGAGAGACACCGGCACACCCCGGAAAGGAGACCCUGCCGCGGCGACAGGCCGUGCGUGCGUGCGGAUGGAGCCUCGCCCCUGUGCUUCCCCAGAGAGGAGCUCGUGUGUCUGAGGGUGUGUUUCUUCUGUCAUGUUGAUGUUUCCUUCUUAAUUUAUAGGAUUUUUUUAAUGUAAAAAAAAUUGCACUGAACUCUAUAAACGUAAAUGCUGCUUUUUGUAGCUCAUAAAAAAGGUUCCAUAUUUGUAGUAUACUGCAAUAAUAUUUUUUACAUCCAGCUCUUUAAGUGAUCCUUGUUCUGGUGGCUUUGUGUAAAUAUGUUUGCCCUAGUUGGAUUAAGAAACUAAAGGUUAUAAAAUGGAAACAAGAAAUAAAGUAUUUGUUUUCUGCUAGAUGCAAAAAUGACUAAGCAUGUAUAUUUUAUCAAACUCAUGUAUUUUUUUGAAGUUACGAACUAUAAAAAUGUUAAAACAA